AUGACUGUAAGUAAAGAAGAACGGCAACCAGUUGUUGAAUAUUACAGAGAAAAUAGUGUACAAUAUUUACUAUUUUCCCAACGAGUUACUUGGGACGAAGCCCGGAUGAUUUGUAAGAGUUAUUUUUCGAGAUUAGCGAUACUUGACACCAUGGAAAAAGCUGUUGCUGUUGGGCGGUUAUUGGCAGAUUCGAACAUAGAAAUGGAAGACACUUGGCUGGGAGCCAAAAGAAUAGACUUCGUAUGGUACUGGAUGGACAGAGAUGCGGGACCGUGGAAAAAUGUAUUACCGACGGAAUCUAAUGUAGAAAAUUUCCCACCCUGGAGUCGAGAACCCGUUCGACCCACAAAAGAAUGUCUUGCUAUUGACCGCCAACACCAUCAGCAUCCGAAUUUUAUCGACCUUGACUGUCGGCUUCAACGACCGUUCAUUUGCCAAAAAAAGGACAGCGAAAUAAACAGCCCGAUUCCUUCAAAAUGGGUACAAAUUAAUAGAAACACGUUUACGUUGUACCAUGGAAAAGUCACGUGGCAAGAGGCUGCGAUUUAUUGCAGAACACAAGGUUCCAGAUUGGCAGUUAUUAAAAAUUUAAUUGUAACUCAUAUUCUUUCUAACAGUAUGACCAAAACUCGCCCAGAUUUUGAAAGUGUGUGGAUAGGAGCGUAUUUUAAUGACGGCAAUUGGAUUUGGUUAUCAACCGGUUCAAUUUUAAACUCGCUAACCGACGAGAGUGGAUACCCACCCUGGAGAUACGGUCGUCCUGAGGCGAACAGCGGGUGUCUGCUUCUCGACCGGCACAUGGAAAAAAAUUCAACAUUUCUUGAAGUUUCGUGCGAUCACAAGCGCAAUACCGACGAUGAGGAAAACGACUGGUGGGACGACCCGAUCAAGUUUUCAUACGACAAUAACACAUACGUAAUAUAUCCACUUGAGAAAACCUGGAACGAAAGUGCUUCUCAUUGCAUUUCUUCAGGAAGCGUACUAGCUCAGGUGAACAAUAUUAACACAGUAAACAUGAUAAUUGAAGCGAUGGGCGACCAUCCCCGUGAACUAUCCCACGUUUGGCUGGGAGGUUACUAUAAUCCGAAAACCGACGAGUGGGUCUGGACUUCCAGUCACAAAAAAAUUCCUAGAGAUAAAGAUGAAAGUGGAUUUCCUCCUUGGACAAACAUCGAAGGUGACGAUGGAAUUGUUUCUCAACCUUCCUCCACUUGUCUUAAUUUAGACCGUGCUGAUCAUGUGAAGUCGCACUUCUAUGGCUUGGAUUGCGAUAGCAAGCAACCAUUUGUUUGCAAAACUACUUGUGAUAUUCCGCCGAUAAUUUCCAACGGAACCUGGAACUGCAUCAACAUAAUAAAUGGCCGGGAGUGCAGCUUAAGGUGCACCAAAAACUUGAUGAUAAAUGGAAUCAAUACCAUCACCUGUACCUUGAACAACGGAUGGAUCGCGGGUGAAAAUCUGAUGGAGUUUCCCAUUUGCUCUAAUACAUCCGACUACACUCGGCGCAUCAUACACUCCCUUGGUGAAGAUAUUCGAAGAAGUUCGGCUUACUAUCUUCUGAUGGACCAUUCCGCGCAGAAUAUCAAAUCGUCGGCUCUGAAGUUUGCUCAGAAUAUUCUAAAGGCUUUUCCGGCGUCAAAUCAAUUGAGAACGGGAAUGACGAGUUACAUCACUGAUCCACCUGUUUUUAUACCUUUUAAUCAGACCAACAAUUGUUUGUUAGUAUCUGCGUUGAAGUACUUACAGAAUAGUACCGUAAAAAAUAUAACUGUGGUGGCUAAUAUUACGCGAAUCAAUAAGGAUAUUUCAACUUACAAUGGGCGCAAAAUAACAAUAAUCGCUGUGAUUGAUUUCGAUCGCGGAUCACACUACAUAGACAUUCUGAUGCAUUUCAAGGCAAUAGGUCAUCAGAUCGCCAUUAUCGGAUUAAGAGAGCACUUGAAAAUAUUGCUACCACUCGCGACAAUUGGGUUUGACCACCGCGCGAAUUUGUUCUUAUUUCAGGAUAAUGAGUUUGAAAUGAUUGUCAAUGAAUUGCAAAAACAAAAAAAGAAACUUAAAUGCGCAGACUACCCGGUAAAUUCAAUCGCUAAUAAUUUCGUGGUGGUAGAAAAAACCAAUUCAGCAAAUCAACCGCCUAAAAAUCCAGAGUCAACCUUGAUUUCUACUUCUCCGAGUCAAGUUAAGGAACAAGUAUCAGCUACUGAAGAAAAUUCACAGACUUCGAUUACCGAAGAAACUACUACUGUUGAAAAUGAUUAUGAACAAGAAAGAUAA
Messenger RNA from Cotesia congregata, 2277 nucleotides. Lineage: Eukaryota; Metazoa; Arthropoda; Insecta; Hymenoptera; Braconidae. The record is from the annotation of a GenBank genome assembly.